Messenger RNA from Saccoglossus kowalevskii, 5097 nucleotides. RefSeq names its product E3 ubiquitin-protein ligase rnf213-alpha-like. NCBI's taxonomy places the organism in Eukaryota, Metazoa, Hemichordata, Enteropneusta, Harrimaniidae. The record is from RefSeq and is a predicted model, not a curated record. Gene Ontology annotation, molecular function: ubiquitin-protein transferase activity; ATP hydrolysis activity.
AUGUGUCUGCGUGAAGGUGGUGAUCAAAUGUUGGAUGAAAUUAAUCGAUGUCAAGAUGUGUUUCUAAAUGAACUUCUACUUGGACCUAAUAUUGCAAGAAAUGCUGCACUGAAAGAGAAUGUCUUCAUGAUGGUCGUUUGUAUUGAGUUAAGGAUACCUUUAUUCUUAGUUGGUAAACCAGGGAGUUCAAAGUCUCUAGCCAAGACUAUUGUAGCUGAUGCCAUGCAGGGAGAGGCUGCUGCUUCUCCAUUGUUUAAAACAUUUAAGCAGGUUCAUAUGUCAUCUUAUCAGUGCAGUCCGUUGUCUACACCAGAGGGCAUUGUGGGUACGUUCAGACAGUGUAGUCGUUUCCAGGAAGGUAAAGAUCUGGAUCGGUUUGUCUCAGUAGUCGUAUUAGAUGAAGUAGGUUUGGCUGAAGAUUCACCAAAGAUGCCCCUCAAGACGUUGCAUCCAUUGUUGGAAUAUGGGUGUGAUGACGAAGAUAAUCCACCACCUCACAAGAAAGUUGCAUUUAUUGGCAUUUCAAACUGGGCGUUGGAUCCAGCUAAGAUGAAUCGUGGUAUACUGGUAUCAAGGGGAGUACCCGAUGAAGAUGAACUCAAAGACAGUGCUGUAGGUAUAUGUUCAACAGAGGACGUUGUGCUGUCUCGUAUCCAACCAAUGAUUCCUGCUUUGGCAAAAGGAUAUUUGACAUUAUACAAGGACCAGAAUAAAGAAUUCUUUGGUUUACGAGACUUUUACAGUCUUGUCAAGAUGGUGUAUGGAUUUUCUAAAGCAUCUGGUAAACCACCAACCUGGCACCAACUGGUCCAUGCCAUAAGACGUAACUUUGGUGGUCUGGAUAAUAUAGAUCCUGUUGAAGUGUUUAAUAAACAGCUACACAAUGUUGAUAAGAGGCAAAUAAAGGGACCAACUGAUCCUGAUUGUGAUCCAGCUGGGCUUAUCCGUGCCAGUUUGGUUGGCUUGGACAGGGACAUAUUGGAUAUGGAAAGUGAGAGUCGUUAUCUACUGGUAUUAACAGAGAAUUUUGCAGCACUUGGUAUUCUACAACAGCAGUUACUCAGCAUGGAAGACACCGUCAUCAUUUUUGGUAGUAGCUUUCCCAAAGAUCAAGAAUAUACACAGGUUUGCCGUAACAUCAACCGAAUCAAAGUCUGUAUGGAAACUGGUCGUACUGUUGUAUUAUUAAACUUAGAAAGUUUAUAUGAGAGUUUAUAUGAUGCCUUGAACCAGUACUAUGUGUAUUUUGGUGGACAGAGAUAUGUAGAUUUAGGUCUUGGAACUCACAGAGUGAAAUGCAGGGUACAUAAUGAGUUCAGAUUGAUAGUUGUUGCGGAUAAAAAUGUUGUUUAUGAAAGGUUUCCAAUUCCACUUAUCAAUCGUCUUGAGAAACACUUCUUGGCAAUGGCAACAAUGCUCACACCUGGAGAGCUUGAAGUGGUAGAUAGACUGGAGAAAUGGGUCAAGAGUUUUGCUACCAUUACCCAGAGUCCACACCAGAGAGACAGGUCCAAAGGUCGAUUCAAAAUACAUGAUGCAUUCAUUGGAUUCAAUAAUGACACUAUAGCAUCAAUUGUAUUACAAGUUACCACGGAUAUGAAUCAACAUGAAGGGAAUCAGGAGUGGCAGAAACAUGUGUAUGAGCAAUCCCAGGAACUGCUGCUGUACUGCGCAACUCCAGAUUCUGUAGCACGGUUAACCAAAUCAGGACUGUGCAGCUCAUCAGAGAGACUGUGGCAGAAGUACUUCAAAGAACAGAAACACAAUUCAGUAGCUGAGUAUUUAGAAUACCAAGUCAGUAUGGCGAAAAGAAGUGGAAAUACAGUUGGAAUACUUGCACAGGUUACCACCCAUUCCAGAUUAUUAUCCCGAUAUGAUAUACAGGAUCUAGCUAGAAACAUUGGUCUUCAUCCAAAGCUGUUACUUCAACACAGUGUCUUCUUACAAGCAUUGCACACUGAGCAACAAUUCACUAAACAUGUUAGGGCAUUCUUCACUGACACUGAUGCUUCAAAGAUGGAAAGACUUCUUCUUGUUCAGUGUGAUGCUGGUGGUAAAUGGCUAGCUGCACAUAUAGAUGAUUUGAGACCACCGCUGUCAAGCCAUCCAGAAAUUACUGCUCUGCAGAACCAAUCAAUGAGUGCUGUCUUUGAAAGUGACAUUCCAAAAAGGCAACAACUGAAUAAGACUUCUCCCAGUGAUUCUGGGAAUCAGAUACCUGAGGAAUCAAAUGAUAUAAUGGAAAGUGAGAUGAAACACAUGCCAGUUGAUGUGAAACUUAUGAAUCUAAACAUGGAGGAAGGACAACAAAUGGAAGUUGAAUCUGGGGGAGAUGAAAUCAUAGAAGUUGCCCCUUGUGAAGAAGAUUCACUUGAAACAGCUGGACUAUUGUAUGAGGCUGGUUUUAUUGGUAAAGUACAAGAGGUGCCAAGUUGUGCUGUUAAAGUGCCAGGAGUUAAUGGUGAGAUAAUGGAUGUAGAUGUUUCCGAUAAACCUGUUCUCCUGGAUACAAGAGCAUUGUUGAAAUGUUGCAUUCAGUCUGCUGCUGUAAUGUUAGAAGAUGAAGAGUGUAGAAAACACCGAUCAACAGGUCGAAUUGAUAUUCUACUAGAAUUGUUUAAAAGGGAAGGCAGCAAACCCAAUCAGCUGAACUUUGUUGAAAUCUUAAAGGAACGUAUUUGUCAACUACUGAAAGAGAAAGAUCAAAGAUCACACGAUCCAACUCAGUGGUUGUGUAAACAAGCUUUGACUGGUGAAAGUGUUCAGACCAGUGGAACUUUCAGGCGUGCUAUAUGGCAAAGUCUGGUAAGCACAGUAACACCACUGUUAGCACAAGUUAUAGGCUUUGCUGACCGCAAUGACAACUUAGAUCUGAUCCUGAAGUCACCAUCUGGAAGCUGGAUUCAUCAGUUAUGGUUGCAAAUACUCAGAAAUCAGAAGUUAUUAGAAAUGACAUACGAAUCAUUCUUAUCACCUGUGAAGAAUACACCAAGGGAAAUCGUGCCUGUACUUGCAUCCGGUGUGAAUGGCAGCUUUUUUACUGCUCAUUGCCCAUUUUCCUGGGUCAUCAAGCAGUUUGUUGAAGAGAAAUGGGAGGAAGCACAAAACAUGAAAGCUUCCACUGGACAGCAGAAUAUUGACACUACUUUUGCUGAGUUGCUUUUGGAAGCAGAACUUGGCCAAACAGUGUUGAGCAAUCUAUCCAAUUCUGACUUCAGUGAAUUCAUGCAUUCCUAUCUUCAUGAUUUUGUCAGGAUGAUAUAUAAAGCAAGCAGUGAUCAUGAAUAUGAGGUUGUAUGCAGAGCAAUACAUAUCGGUUCUUUUGAAUAUCACCAAGCAGAAAGUCUGGAAGAAUUCUUUUUUGCAGUUCCUGAAGUACACAUGUCAUACCAUCGUAUCCGUGGACGACUGGACAGCUUCUUUCAGAUUGCACGUUUACUGCCUGUUGAUAUCCUAGAAAGAAUUCCAGCGGAACAAGAAAUGCAAGUGGUACUGGAUGCUCUGGCAUUAAUAGCGUUGAUGGAAAGUCUUGAGCCAAAGAAAGAUGAGUUAAAUGACAAUGCUAAUAGAGAGCGAUGGUUAAGAAGAGUAAAAGAUGCUGGUCCAGUGGUUGAAAGAGUCUUAGAUGCUGAGAUUCAAUGUACCAUUUUCUAUGGUGAGAUUAGCAGAACACGUAUUCAGCAGUGCAGACCACUGUGGGUUCGUCUUUGUGUCUUGAAGUUAUUUGUAGAACAUGUUUGUCCACCUAAGACGAAGGUUGGAGAUGAGAACAUUAAGCAUUGUAAUCGUCUGAUGAAGGCAUUGGGAGAAGGUGUUAACUUGAAAUCUGUUCAGAGUGUCACAACGAUAGAGAACUUUCUCAGGAAAUGCAAUGAGACAGCAAGUAAAGUUCAUUUCAAAUAUGGUGUACAAGAUUGUGGUAUCUGCCUUGAAGCAAUAAAUGAACCUGUGGCAUUGCCUUGUGAUCAUGUCUUUUGUUUGAAGUGUCUGAAGGAACUUUUUAGGGUCACUGACACUAGAGCUUGUCCAACUUGCAGAAAGGAAGUAUCAAAGCAUUUUAGAUUAGAGAGUUCUGCAAAAUGCAACAAUCGUCAAGUUUAUGUACACUUGCAAGAAUACUUUGAUACUGCACAACACUUGGUGAAGUCUAAAGCAGAGACCAUUGAACUCUGUUUACUGUGCAUCCAGUGCAUUGAGGAUUCAUACCAUAAUCAAUCUGUUCAGUUCUGCCCAAAUGCCACACUUGCUAUACUGAGAGGAGCUACUACAAAAAUUGGAGAUUCUAUUCAACAAAGCCGACAUGAUAAAAGCAGUAUUGGUGUAACACAGUUACAGUCAGUUGCUGGUGUCAGAUUUGGACUAGUCACUGCUGCUGAAGUCAUAUACAAAUUCUUUGGUGGAAGUCGUCAAAGAAAUCAACAGGAGAUUGAUGCAAACCAAACACAAUUCAUGCUUGCUAAGAAAUUACUCGAUAUUACAGCUAAAUUCUUCACAAGUUGUGGAUCCAAGUGGCCGAGAGUGUUCCUUGUAAAACAGAUAUGUCGUAGAUAUGGUAUUGACUGUUUGCAAGGCCUGCUCAAGAAUCCAAGUCUGAGGUGGAUUGCCCCGCCAGAAGCUCAACAACAGGUUGAAGUCAUACCAGAUCGUUUUGUCACUUGUGGCAAGGUUUAUCAAGAUUUACGAGAAGCUAUGGCGACUGCUUUGCUUGAUGGACAAUUUAAGAAAGUAAAAGACAUUCUCCAGAGAUGCACAGAGAAAAGAGAAUACAAGGAAGCCUUACUCAUGUUGGCUAUCUACAGAGAAUUCACCAUGAGUUACGCCAAUACACGGAUGCCAGUGGAUGACCAGGUCUCUCAGAAUCUGAUAACUUUUAUUGAGAAAAGUAAUGCCGUACAGAAAGAAAGACUGGCUAAAGAUCUGGUGUUCAAUAGACAAGGAGGAAAGUGUACCCAACUGAAGGUAGUGGCUAAUCAGCACCCACUGCAUCGUACCCUUGCUGCCAUCGUUGUACAUGCUAUGUCAGUCUUGCAGUGUAGUGGCCAGAAUAAUGUGACAGACCCCCUUGUUGCGUUGAUGAACAAUCCACAGUCAAUGAAC